Anastrepha obliqua is the source of this 327-nucleotide messenger RNA. Its product is annotated as cuticle protein LPCP-23-like. The coding region runs from base 1 to 327 and encodes 108 amino acids. The transcript is spliced from 2 exons. NCBI's taxonomy places the organism in Eukaryota, Metazoa, Arthropoda, Insecta, Diptera, Tephritidae. The record is from RefSeq and is a predicted model, not a curated record.
AUGUUCAAAUUGUUCACUGUCUGCUUCCUCGCUCUCUUCGCUGUUGCCUUCGGUGCUGCUAAGCCCGGUCUAUUGGCUGCACCUGCCGCUCUUGCGUACUCCGCUCCAGUUGCUGCCGCUUAUGCUGCUCCCGUAGCUGCUCCCUUAGCCGCUGCUUAUGCUGCUCCAGUGGCCGCUGCUUACCACGCCGGCUAUGCUGGUUACGUUGCGCCAUACGCCAGCAGCUACUCAGCACACUCUAUUGCUCACUCCGCCGCUUUCCCAGCGGCUUAUGCUGCUGCCCCAGUUGUCGCUGCCGCACCCGCCGUUGCUGUGCUGAAGAAAUAG